Molecule: messenger RNA, 5340 nt
Organism: Doryrhamphus excisus (bluestripe pipefish)
Lineage: Eukaryota; Metazoa; Chordata; Actinopteri; Syngnathiformes; Syngnathidae
Source: RefSeq, a predicted model, not a curated record
UCUCGGGCAAGCCAGUUGUUGUGUGAAACGAUGUGGCCCUACAUUGAAUAAUAGCCUUUGAAGCAACAAUAUGUAGUUUAUUUCACCGUGGGAAAACAGUUGUUGGGAAGGUACACUGGCUUGCUAAUGAGAAUAGCUUCUCUGUCGUUUCCACGGCAACCAUGUAUCUCCUUGGUAUGUAGCAUCAACCCAGUUUAAUUCAAGGCCAAUUAGUUUACCAAAAUGCAUUCAUCUCCUCGCGAUGGAGCAUCAGCCCAGUAUAAUUAAAUGUCAAUUAUUUUACCAAAAUACAUAUCGGUUUUGGAUAUAAUUGCUAUGUCCAUGAAAUGUUAAGAAAGUCAAUUCGUUUUUCUCGUUUUGUUUCAUUAGCUGUCGUUACUCCGACUUUUUUAGGCUGCCCUUGAAUGCACCAUCAGAAGUGAGCGUUAGCUACAGUGCUGCUAGCUAGUACUGAUAUCGCUCCCGUUCUUUCACCUCUUCGUUAUUCCACACGGCGGUGCUGCGUGUCAAUCCACUAAGCUCUACAUAGGACCGCCUUGAAAUCCCAUGGUGCAACAGUGCAAAAGGUUUGCCAAGUGACAGCAGAGACUGAUAGCGCUUCAUGAAUCCCAAGUUGACGUCACUGUCUGGAUAGUCAAGCAAAGCGGAUGGAUGCACUAAGCUUGGAGAGCUGACCUCCCCAGGAGGGUCUGUCCACCGCCAGGCCUGUCAUGCUCCACUUGGAGCUCAUCACGCUACCAACCCCCAGCUGACAGCUCGCCGCGGCCCUACGACCUUGUUGUCUACUUAGUGCAGCAUGAAGAACCUGGAAUUUGUCUUCUUCCUGACUCCAGACUGACCGCAGUCUUUGGGUACAGAAGAUAUCGUUCCACCAGCCACUGCCAUGUCAGGUACUUACACUCCAGCCCCUGGUGGGCCCUUCUCAGCGCUCACUCCAAGCAUGUGGCCCCAGGACAUCCUGGCCAAGUACCAUCAAAAAGAUAACUCAGAAGAAAAUGAACUCGAGUAUGAUGAGUUUGGCUUUAGAGUGGACAUUGAAGAGUCCGAUGCGCCCAGUCCUUGGCUGGGCACCGAAGGCUCGCCGCAACGUGAAAACCCACAGCAGAGGUUACGGUGGCAAGCCCAUUUGGAGUUCACGCACAAUCACACCGUGGGUGACCUCACCUGGGAGCUCAUUGCUCCAGUCCUGCCACGCUCCGAGCGUCUGCGCUCGCUCGUGCUCGGCGGCGUUCCUCACAGCAUGCGGCCACAGUUAUGGAUGCGUCUGUCCGGAGCAUUGCAGAAGAAGAGGACCUCUGACAUCACGUACAAAGAAAUCAUCAAGAACAGCUCUGACGACGACACCACCACAUCUAAACAGAUAGAGAAAGAUCUGUUACGGACAAUGCCGACCAACGUGUGCUUCAACAGCCUGACGAGUGUUGGGGUCCCAAGGCUGCGGCGGGUACUUCGAGGCCUGGCCUGGCUUUACCCCGACAUCGGGUAUUGUCAGGGAACUGGCAUGGUGGUUUCCUGUCUGCUGCUCUUCAUGGAGGAGGAGGAUGUGCUAUGGAUGAUGUGUGCCUUGAUAGAAGACCUUCUCCCUCCGUCCUACUUCUCCUCCACUUUGCUGGGUGUCCAAACAGACCAGAGGGUGCUUCGUCAGCUCAUUGUUCAGUACCUGCCAGCAUUGGACCGCCUACUGCAGGAGCAUGACAUAGAGCUGUCGCUGAUCACGUUACACUGGUUCCUGACAUCCUUUGCCAGUGUGGUGGAUAUCCGUCUGCUGCUCAGGAUUUGGGACCUCCUCUUCUACCAGGGCUCCUUGGUGCUCUUCCAGGUCACACUGGGCAUGCUCAAGAUCAAGGAGGAGGAACUCAUAUCGUCAGAGAACUCUGCGUCCAUUUUCAACACGCUGUCCGACCUGCCGAGCCAGCUGAAAGACGGACCCGCGGUUCUCGGCGAGGCGAUGAGGCUUGCAGGGAAUCUGUCCCAGGAUACGCUGGAAGCCCACAGACACAAGCACCUCGCUUACAUCCUGAACGAACAAGCCCAGCUCAACAGCGGAAGCAACACGCCGCUCAAUUCUAAUUUCAACAAGGUGGUGAGGAGGCAAUCCCUGCACAGAAAGUCCACGCUAACCUCCCUGCUCUUCGGGGAGGACGAGGCCGAAACUCUCAAAUCUAAAAACAUUAAGCAGACCGAGCUUGUGGCGGCUCUUCGAGAAGCCAUAACCCGGACCGCCGAACAUUUCCACUGUCUGGACCCACGCCACUCCAGCGCCGAAUUAACUCCGGAUUACUCCAUGGAGAGCCACCAACGCGACCAUGAAAACUUCCUGGUCGUCUCCAGAAACCGGCGAAGGAGGGCGAAGGCUUUGCUGGAUUUUGAGCGGCAUGACGAUGAUGAGUUGGGCUUCAGGAAGAAUGACAUCAUCACUAUCAUCUCACAGAAGGAUGAACACUGCUGGGUGGGAGAGCUCAACGGUCUUCGAGGCUGGUUCCCUGCAAAGUUUGUUGAGAUCCUGGACGAGAGAAGUAAAGAGUACUCGCUAGCAGGCGACGACUCCGUGACAGAAGCUGUGACGGAUCUUGCCAGAGGGACCCUAUGUCCGGCCCUCAAGGCCAUCUUCCUGCACGGCCUAAAGAAACCCUCCAUUUUGGGCGGGCCCUGUCAUCCGUGGUUAUUCAUAGAAGAGGCGGCCAGCAGGGAGGUCGAGAGGGACUUCAACUCUGUCUACUCCAGACUGGUGCUGUGUAAAACGUACAGGUUGGAUGAAGAUGGGAAGGUUCUUACUCCAGAGGAGCUCCUGUACAGAGCGGUGCAGUCAGUCAACAUGAGCCACGACUCGGCGCACGCUCAAAUGGACGUCAAAUUCAGGUCUCUCAUCUGCGUCGGCCUCAAUGAGCAGGUGCUGCACCUAUGGCUGGAGGUGUUAUGCUCCAGCAUGGCGGCUGUAGAAAAAUGGUAUCACCCGUGGUCGUUUCUGCGCAGUCCCGGUUGGGUUCAGAUCAAGUGUGAACUCAGGGUCCUUUCAAAGUUUGCCUUCAGUCUCUCUCAAGAUUGUGAGCUACCUGAGCGGAAAGAGGAGAAGGAACAGAGGCCGCUGAAAGAGGGCGUGCAGGACAUGCUGGUCAAACAUCACCUCUUCAGCUGGGACAUAGACGGCUAGAGGAACGCUAUAAAAAACUCCAAAGGUGGCGUUGAAUGGUGUAUAUGCGUGUGUGUGUGUCCUCCAAGCAUCUUUUUGUCUGCUUGUGACAGACAGCAAGUCAGUUUGAAAGUACGGACUUAAUUGUCCGACAUCGGUAACACAUUUCAAAGACUCUAAAAAAAACAUCACCUUUAAAAGAAAACUGCACUUUUUUUUAUUUUGUCCAUUAUCCGCAAUCCUUAUGUGGGACAUGAACACACGUCUUUCUUUUUUUUUGUGCAUUCUAUUCCACCGAGAAAGCCUCCACAAAGCGCCAUUAAGGUUCAAUUUACAUAACGAUACCUGCAUGUUAACCAAGUUACAGCAACAUUAUUAUUACUAUAUAUAUUGUUAUGCAGCUGCACGGUGGUCGAAUGGUUAGCGCACAGACUUCACAGCUAGGAGACCUGAGUUCAAUCCCACCCUCGGUCAUCUCUGUGUGGAGUUUGCAUGUUCUCCCCGUGCAUGCGUGGGUUUUCUCCGGGUACUCCGGUUUCCUCCCACAUUCCAAAAACAUGCUAGGUUAAUUGGCGACUCCAAAUUGUCCAUAGGUAUGAAUGUGAGUGUGAAUGGUUGUUUGUCUAUAUGUGCCCUGUGAUUGGCUGGCCACCAGUCCAGGGUGUACCCCGCCUCUCGCCCGAAGUCAGCUGGGAUAGGCUCCAGCGACCCUUGUGAGGAUAAGCGGUAGAAAAUGAAUGAAUUAAUCUAUGUUACUGCUGCAGUGACACCUCACCACACGCGUGCAGAUUAAUUAAUUAAUUAAUUAAUGCUAGGUGUCGCAAUAUUAAAUCAGUGUCAAAAUAUGACGAAAAUAUUGUUAAGUAUGUUAUCAUGAUUAUAUCCGUUACUACAUAUUCAUAGCAUUGAUAUAAAACCUUGUUGGAGAUGGGUCUUUCCACACGGAAUAAGUGUGAAUUAUUUUUAUUUUGCUCUUUUUAUAUCUUUAUAAUUCACAGAAAAGUGUUCAUGUGUUCAAGUCUCAUAUAAAGAUUGCGGAUGAUGGGCGAAAAAGUGCAGUUUUCCUUGAAGCUUCCUUAGUUUCUAGUAUGUGUGCAUCAAGAUGCAUCCUAUUUUUUGGUAGUUUUACCCCACUGGUAAAACUAAAAUAUAUCUAUAUAUAUAUUCUAUGAAGUACAGAAUAUUAUUCUGUAUGCUCUGGACUGCAGCUGUUGUAUUUUUUAAUUCUAAUGAAUGUUUAUGCAGGAGGGGACACUUCUUUUGGACAUUCUUUGGCACUACUAACACUUUUGACGGUAAACUGACAGAUUAUUUAUUUAAAGACCAAAACAACAUUCCUGAAGAUGUAAAGUUCUAAAUGUAUUUUUGAGAGAAAUGUUAAACUUAUCAGAUCAUAUACUACACUAAAUGUUGGAAUACUAACAUGGCACAUGCCAAGUACAACCUUCAGAAGUUGUGGAUGUGUGUCAUAUCAAGAAUGGAAGUGUGUGUGUGUGUGUGUGUUGCUACCCAAACAGUGGUAGUAAACUGUGCACUCAAAAAGAAAAACAAAAAAAAAAACAUUUUUUGUUGGACAAUCCAAAUAAAUGUAAUGAAUAGAGAACUUUUUUUUUUUGUCUUAAAAGUGAACUUUUGCAAUUUUUCUACAUUACGCUUCGGAUUCCAUAGCUUCACUCUAAUUAUAAUUCAAUGUCAGUCAUAUUUAGGCAAAUUUUACAUUUUUUUUUUCGCUUAAGCAUUUUUUGCACAGAAAUAUGUAAGGCAGAAGACGCAUUCAAAGACAUUGCAAUAUGUAGUUUUCUAAACUGGUCACUAGGUGUCAGUAAUGUUGCAUUGUUGAGACGAUAGCCAGCGCAGGAAGUGCUGUGCAGAACAGGAAGUUUAAAAACUCUCCCGUUGCUAGUGUGUCUCUAUUGUCUUAUAUUCGCAAAUGUUUACUAAAAUAGGGUAAUGAUUGUAGACCAGGGGUGGGCAAACUACGGCCCGGGGGCCACAUCCGGCCCGCCAAGUGUUUGAAUACGGCCUGCCCAAUCUUUCCAAAGUAUUUCAUUUAAACUCAACAUACAACCUGGCAUCAUGGCCUGAGCCAACCUUUUGAUGGUUUUAUCAAUUUCGUUUUUUGACAUGGUCUGUUGUUUACAAAGUGCUCCUGAAAAAAGGGACACAAGCACAUAAUAAUAAUAAUAAUAAUUAUUAUUAUUAUUAGAUUA